CAUUUACUCCAUCAUUUAUAGUGAUGCUACAGGACGGAGAGGAAUGGAUAAAAACAUUGGCGAGCAACUCAAUAAAGCUUAUGAAGCCUUUCGACAGGCAUGCAUGGAUAGAGAUUCAGCAGUAAAAGAACUACAGCAAAAGCAGACUGAGAACUAUGAGCAGAGAAUACGUGAGCAACAGGAACAGCUGUCCCUUCAACAAACUAUUAUUGACAAGCUAAAAUCACAGUUACUUCUUGUGAAUUCCAGUCGAGAUAACAGUUAUGGCUGUGUUCCCCUGCUUGAAGACAGUGAAGCAAGGAAGAAUAAUUUGACUCUUGAUCAGCCACAUGAUAAAGUAAAAUCACGAAUACCAAAAGAAAAAGAAUCAAAGGUAGACUGCGCUGCCGGUUUAUUCCCUAAAGGAAAUAAAUGAGAAAUCGGGCUUCUUGAAUUAUUUAGUCAGUAUUCUAUCACAUUUGAGAUGCGCAGGAAUGGUGGAGAAAGUGGAUAAGAUUCUUUUCAACCCUAACACUGCUAUUGCAAGAAUCAAAAUUUAAAUGGUGGUACAUAACACAUCUUCCCCAUUUUAUUUUCCUGAAAUGGAUCCACCACUGGAAUUCUAAACAGAAGUUAUUUAUAUA
Messenger RNA from Eubalaena glacialis (North Atlantic right whale), 623 nucleotides. Its product is annotated as TRAF family member-associated NF-kappa-B activator-like. The transcript is spliced from 3 exons. Gene Ontology annotation, biological process: canonical NF-kappaB signal transduction. Lineage: Eukaryota; Metazoa; Chordata; Mammalia; Artiodactyla; Balaenidae. The record is from RefSeq and is a predicted model, not a curated record. Bases 44 to 415 code for a protein of 123 amino acids.